Messenger RNA from Bufo bufo (common toad), 1710 nucleotides. It is a transcript of the gene DNAAF11, whose product is annotated as dynein axonemal assembly factor 11. The transcript has 12 exons. The record is from RefSeq and is a predicted model, not a curated record. Gene Ontology annotation, biological process: outer dynein arm assembly. Gene Ontology annotation, cellular component: cytoplasm. Lineage: Eukaryota; Metazoa; Chordata; Amphibia; Anura; Bufonidae. Bases 61 to 1455 code for a protein of 464 amino acids. Gene Ontology annotation, molecular function: protein binding.
CGCUUCUUCCAGUUGUCGCUGGUCGUACACACAGGAGUGGAAGCGUUUUCCUCCGCAGCCAUGGUGCUCAUCACUGAAGACUUGAUCCGAAGACGCGCCGAACACAACAACUGCGAGAUCUUCUCCUUGGAAGAAAUCUCCCUUCACCAGCAAGACGUGGAGAGGAUCGAGCACCUGGACAAAUGGUGCAGAGAGCUGAAAAUCCUCUACCUCCAGAACAACCUCAUCCCCAAAAUAGAAAAUGUCGGCCGACUGAAGAAACUGGAGUAUCUGAAUUUAGCCCUGAACAACAUUGAGAAGAUUGAAAAUCUAGAAGGCUGUGAAUCUCUACAGAAGCUCGACUUGACAGUGAACUUUGUGGGGGAGGUGUCCACUGUCCAGAGCCUUAAACACAACCUGCACCUGCGAGAACUCUACCUGGUCGGGAACCCCUGUGCACAGUAUGAAGGCUACAGGAAAUACGUGGUGGCUACACUCCCCCAGCUGAAGUGGCUGGACGGGAAGGAGAUAGAGCGCUCGGAGCGGAUCCAGGCCCUGCAGGAUUACCCUCAAGUGCAGCAGCAAAUUAAAGAAGAAGAGGAGGCUUAUCUGCUGAGGAGGGCCCGGGAGAGGCGCGAGGCGCAGAACAAAUCCUGCACACAGCAGAGCACCGGCAGAAAUCCUGGCUUCGAUGGUCGCUGGUACACUGACAUCAAUAACACCUUACCUGAAUCUACAGAAAACAAAGAAAACUGUGCUGACGUGAACCCAGGGGACGAAGAUGAAGACCAAGAGGACAAAGCGUUUUGGCAGCAGCCAUCACAGUACACCCCAGAAAGUAGACUAGAAGCUCACAGAUACAUGGAGGAAAAGCGUAAAUCUAAAGAGAGCAAGAGUGAAGACGGAAAGAAAGUGAAACCUCCGAGGACGAUGAUCACACAGGACGGACGCGCUCUGAACGUUAACGAACCCAAAUUGGAUUUCUCUUUGGUUGAUGAUGACGAGAACAAUCAGUUCAUCUUGGACCUCGGGAUCUACCGACACCUGGACACUUCUCUUGUUGAUGUCGAUGUUCAACCAAACUAUGUCAGGAUUCUGGUCAAAAGCAAGCCCUUUCAGCUCGUCCUUCCUGAAGAAGUGAAGCCCGACAGCAGCAGUGCCAAGAGGUCGCAAACCACGGGCCAUUUAGUGGUCACUAUGCCGAAGGCCUCUGAGCUCAUUCAGAAACAGAGGAAGAUCCCAUGUGCACUGAAAAGCCAAAACUCCGCUAAGGUGCAGAACAGCAGUUCAAAGAGAAUCGAGAAACUUGAAGUGGAUCCAAAGGCGCAUUCAUUUCCCGACGUGGCGAAUAUCGUCCAGGAGAAGAGAGACAGAGCCCUGGGACCACUAGUACUGAGCGACUGCAGACCCCAGGAUGUCAGCGAGGACGGGGGGGAGGAGUGCACAGAACAUUCUGAGGUCCCUCCUCUUAUAUAAGGAGUAUAACUUUGUAACUGCCCUUUCUGUAUUGUAUAUUGUACCUCCCAUACAUGCAUUGUUCCACCAGUCAUUCAUACUUCUUCUCCCACUGUCUCCUGCAAUAUGUCUCAUGACAAACUGUGACAACUGAAAUGGAAUGGACGUUUGAUCUCUACCAAAGAACCAGUGUUGGACUACAUUUCCCAGCAUCCUCUGUCAGGCCUUUCCAUCCUUCUUUCAUUACAUCUUGCAACGCUGUCAAUGUAACCAUAA